Messenger RNA from Acaulospora colombiana, 135 nucleotides. NCBI's taxonomy places the organism in Eukaryota, Fungi, Glomeromycota, Glomeromycetes, Diversisporales, Acaulosporaceae. The record is from the annotation of a GenBank genome assembly.
AUGUCUAGUAAUAGCAAAACAAGAAUCGAAAUAAUAGAUCUCAGGGGAAGAGAAUCUAGAUGGAGGAAUCUAGAGUAUCUUGGACAAACAGAUCUGGCAGAAAGAAUGACAGAAGCUGUCUUACGGGUGAGGUAG